AUGGAUUAAGAGCAGGAUCCAUAAUCUCAAAAUUCUCAUAUUAAAUAAUCCUAAGACACCAAUAAGUUUGAAUCAAACUAAUACGAAUUCAAUGAAUCAAUUGAGGAUGAGAAAUCUGCUCUUAAGUAGCUUUUAUAAUAACAUUCGAAUAAAAUCUAGGAGUAUUUUUAAAAAAUAAAAGAUGAUGUGUAAAAAAAUACAAUUAAAAAAUUUGUGGAAAAAUAAUUAAAAGUAUUUUCCCAGGAUGUAGAAAAAAUACUUGAGCAAUUAUUAGAGAGAUUAAUAUCUGAAAAAGAGCUAUAUAUUACACAAAUAUCAUAUGAAAAAACCUAAAAAGAAUAGGAAUUAUUGGAGUUAACAUAAAAAUAUAAUGAAGCGAAUAAUACAUUAUUGUUAGGAUCCUAUAAUGAUAAUAAUAUUUGCUCGAAGAUAGUGCAAAUAAAUAAAUUAUUGGAAAAGACUUGCUAGACAACUAUCUAAGCUAGUUAAUAAUUAGAUAAUUAAAGUCUAGAUUAAAUGCAAUAAUAAAUUCAGAUCAUAAGAUAAAGCAUCACAGGAAAUACACAAAUACAGAUAAGUAACUUGCAAGCUUAAUUGGAUGAAAAAGAUAGAUAAAUAUAACAAUUACAAAAGUAAAACUAGGAUUUACAAAAUAAACUAAAUAAUAAUAACUCAUCAAACAUUUUGAUGAAAAAGAUUGAAGAAUUCAUAUAACAAUACUAAAACUAAUGUAAUUAAGCAGAUUUAAUCAAUUAGAAGACUAAUUAAAUCGUAGAAAUUAAUAAAGAGUUGAAUAGACUCAAUACUUUGAUUAGUAAUGAUAAUGAAAAAUUGAAAAGUCAAUUUGAAGAAGAAAAGAACAAAGCAAUUUAGAAAUAACUUGAAGGCUGUUUUAAAUUAUAGGAUCGAUCUCUGCUAUACAUAUAAUUGGGUCUAAAAAUAUUUUAAUAAUAUUAUCGUUCUCACAUCUAAUAAGACUAAAAUAUUUAAGGCUAAAUAGACAGAUUGAAUAAAUUCCAUUAAAAUUAUUAAAAAAAAGAAAAUUUCAAAUUAAAGAACUUAGGAGAAGUUGAAUAAUUCUACAUUAAAUAAGAAUCUGAGCUUAAGGCAUUAUUCGAUGAUUCUCUCAAAGAAUAUAAGAACUUAAUAAAUGAAAUUACAUAGAGAAGAAUUCGAUUGAAUGUAUGA
Molecule: messenger RNA, 1188 nt
Organism: Paramecium tetraurelia
Lineage: Eukaryota; Ciliophora; Oligohymenophorea; Peniculida; Parameciidae
Exons: 1
Source: RefSeq, a predicted model, not a curated record